Acinonyx jubatus (cheetah) is the source of this 3237-nucleotide messenger RNA. RefSeq names its product asteroid homolog 1 (gene ASTE1). Bases 901 to 2943 code for a protein of 680 amino acids. NCBI's taxonomy places the organism in Eukaryota, Metazoa, Chordata, Mammalia, Carnivora, Felidae. The transcript has 5 exons. Gene Ontology annotation, molecular function: nuclease activity. The record is from RefSeq and is a predicted model, not a curated record.
GCCUCCCUCUGUUCGCAUGUAUUUCACAAGACCCACUUAUAAAUAAAUGACUACUAUACUGGAUAAGGAAGGGCCAAAACUGGGGUGAAUUGAGUUGGGCGCAGAAUGCAAAAAGGUGCCCCCGAAGUCUGUGAUCCAGAUACAUAUAUUUUAAUGCAGUGUAUUUAAACGUCAAAAAUAAUGCAAAAGAAAUACAUGAUUGACAAAAUCUCAUUAUUUUAAAUAAAGACAGAAUCGGUAACCAUGCCAUGCUGAGCCGUAUUGGAGCGUGAGGCCAAAGGAAAUACUAGUAAUACACACCCUAUGACUUCAGGUAGCCAGAUGGGGAACGAUAUUCUUGGUACUGAGCCAGAUAAUGCAAAGAUGAGAACAUGAAAAGAGCCUCUGGUUAAGAUGAAACUGGAGAGUUUUAAGUUCUUCCAGGCAUGAAGCAGUAAUUGUCCUUACUCAAAACAUUGCCAAUUAAGAUGGGACCACAAGCCAAGGCCUAAAAGAAAUUCCCAGACCCUGAUUGUCAGAAAAGAAAAGCUGGAUCCGUAUCAUUGACCCUACACACUUUAGUUAACUGAAGCCUUGUGCUCCCUGAUUUAUUAAUUAUGAGAUCGAAGAGAGUAUCAUUUUUAUAGCUUAGGACUUUUUAUCUUGACCCCACAAAAAUAUUCUUUGUUGGAAGACGGUGACGGCUAUCUAUCUCAAUAUCAAAGUCCACGGUAGUCUCUAUUAGUCUGUCAGUAAUGGACUUUAAUGGAUUCUCUUUUAGAGCCCCCGUCUCUAUCCAUAGGUUAAAGUCCAUGAAACCAUUGCACUUGUGCCUUGUAACAUACGGGGAAAACAAAAGAGAAUGAAAAUGAACUCAGCUAGCCCGUGGUGCCUGAGCAUCUAGGCAGUUCUUCAGUCAUCAUGGGUAUCCGAGGACUAAUGAGUUUUGUAGAAGAUCAUAGUAAUGAGUUCUUCACUGAUUUGAAGGUGCAGGACACAAAAAUUGUCAUUGACGGCUAUGCUCUCUUCCACCGGCUUUGCUUCAACUCAAACUUGGAACUUCGAUAUGGAGGGGACUAUGACUCUUUUGCAGAUGUUGUACAAAAAUUCUUUGAAUCACUGUUUGCUUGUAAUAUCUGUCCAUAUGUUGUGUUAGACGGAGGAUGUGACAUUUCAGAUAAAAAGCUUAAAACUUUAAAGGAUCGAGCCAGAGAGAAGAUCCAGAUGGCUCAUUCCCUUUCUGUUGGUGGGGGUGGGUAUGUGUGUCCCUUGCUCAUCCGGGAAGUGUUCAUACAGGUUUUAAUCAAGCUACAGGUGUGUUUUGUCCAGUGCUUUUCAGAAGCAGAUCGGGACAUUAUGACACUGGCUAAUCAUUGGAAUUGCCCUGUGUUAUCGUCAGAUAGUGACUUUUGCAUUUUUGACCUAAAAACUGGGUUUUGCCCACUGAAUAGCUUUCAGUGGAGAAAUGUGAGCACUAUCAAAGGCACAGGAGACUGCUAUAUCCCUGCCAAAUGCUUUUCCAUUGACGCGCUCUGCCGUCACUUCAGCAAUAUGAAUAAAGCUCUCUUACCUCUCUUUGCGGUGCUGUGUGGAAAUGAUCAUAUCAAUCUACCCAUCAUGGACACAUUCUUAAGUAAAGUCCGUCUGCCUCUUGGAGCUACCAGUUCAAAGGGGAGGAGACACCACCGAGUUUUGGGACUUCUGAAUUGGUUAUCUCAUUUUGCCAACCCUACCGAAGCACUAGAUAACGUUCUGAAAUAUCUCCCAAAAAAGGAUCGAGAAAAUGUGAAGGAAAUUCUCUGCUGUUCCAUGGAAGAAUACCAGCAAUCCCAGGUGAAGUUGCAGGACUUCUUCCAGUAUGGUACUUAUGCCUGUCCUGCCGCCUUGAAUCUGGAUUUACCAGAAUGGGUAUUAGUGGCAUUGGCCAAAGGCCAGCUAUCUCCUUUCAUCAGCGACGCUUUGGUGCUAAGACGGACCAUUCUUCACACACAGGUGGAAAAUAUGCAGCAACCAAAUGCCCACAGAAUAUCUCUGCCCAUCCGUCAAAUCAUCUAUGGGCUUCUUUUGAAUGCUUCCCCACAUCUGGAAAAUGUGUCCUGGAAUGCGUUGCCUUCUCAGCCUCCAGCUUUCAGUGAAGUGGAAAGGAUUAAUAAAAAUAUCAAGACAUCAAUUGUUAAUGCAGUAGAACUGCCCAAGGAUUAUUCUGACUUAAGCAAAUUGACUGAGCUCUCCUUGGCCAAAAGGCAGAUACUUCUGUUAGAAACCCUGAAGGUGAAACAGACCAUCCUGGAGCCAAUCCCUUCUUCAUUGAAGUUGCUUGUUUCAGUCAGUUGCUACUGGUUGCAGCACACAGAGGCCAAGGCAAAGCUACAUCACCUGCAGGCCUUACUGCUAGGGAUGCUGAUGGGGCCCUUGCAUGUCAUAAUCAACAGCCCUGAUAAGGAAGAUCUGCGGGAGGAUGGUGCUAGGAUGUUGUAUGAAGAGUUCCAGAGAGUGAAGGAGCAGACACGGCCGGGCACGAGACUGGACUUAGACACAGCUCACAUCUUCUGUCAGUGGCAGUGCUGUCUGCAGAUGGGGAUGUAUCUCAAUCAGCUGCUGUCCGCUCCUCUCCCGGAACCAGACCUAACUCGACUGUACAGUGGAAGCCUGGUACACGGACUGUGCCGACAACUGCUAACAUCGACUUCUGUAGAAAGUCUCCUGAGCAUGUGCCCUGAGGCGAAGCAACUUUAUGAACAUCUGUUCAAUGCCACAAGGUCAUAUGCCUCUGCCGAAUUAUUCCUACCAAAGGGUAAAUCAAAUUCAAAAAAAAAAAGGCAAAAGAAACAAGGUACCAGCUGGUCAAAGAACAGAGUGGGAACCACCUCAGACACUAAAUGCUGGUACGAGGGAAGCAAUCGGUUUGGGCUACUAACGGUUGAAAACUUGGAAGAACAUAUUGAGCUCUCAGAGCUUGAAUAAACUCGGUCUUCAACAAAAUGUACAGUUUUUUCUUUUUUUUUUUAAAGUAGGCUGCAUACCUAAUGUGGGGCUUGAACUCACAACUCUGGGAUCAAGAGUCCCAGAUGCUCUACUGACUGAGCCAGCCAGGCACCCCCAGAUGUGUAAUUCUUAAAACUUUGAUUACCUCCCUUCAAAUGAUUAACUUUUUUCUUUACAACUAAUCUGUUAGGGGAUAAACAUUGUAAGAGGCGAUCUUUGAAUUCGAGGGUAUUUUGUAUUCUGUUUUUAAUAAAUACAAUCUGAUUUAAGAAA